AAAUUGGUAGACGCACCCCUACUUUGUGACAGAAUGUUUCUCGGGUAGACGCACCAUUAACUGAGGAACGAACGGAACGCGAACGCCUGACAACAACACCACACUCUUCUUGAGGGAGGCGACACUCCACGCACAAUCUCCACAGACCACACACACACACACACACCAGAUCGCUUUCCUGCUUGGGACCCAAGCCCGGAUCCUAGUGGCCCACCGGCCCUCCGGCCAGAUUGGGCGGCAGAUACUUGGAUGGCCGACGCCGGCUUGAACACGCCCCCGCCGCGGGGUCGGGGCGGUAUGAACCCCCCUACCGUUCCGCCGCCUCGAGCAGGCCGCGCGCCCCCACGCCAUCGGCAAUACUAUUACGGGCGAGGGGGGCCCCCGCCCCGCCCGGGGGGACCGCCCCCGGGUCGUGGACCCGCAGCCGGCCAACCUCCGCUCAGAGCCCAGGCUUGGGCCGCAUCCUAUCAUGGGCCGGCCAUCCGGCCAGCGGGGCGUGGUCGAGGUCAGGCGGGUGGGGGUGGGGCCCGGCCGCCCCCGCCUCCGCCUCCGCUCGUGCACCACUUUCAACCCGACGCGGCCCAAAAUGAGGUGUUCCUGAGCUUGAUGGCCGGCCCGGAGGGCGGUGUGGGACCGCUGGCCGUGUUCGAACAACGCCUAGCCGAUCAUUGGACCCGGUCCGACCAGCCGCACAGAGCGCUCUUGGCCUUUUUAACCCGUUGUCCGGACUUUAAACGCGGCAAAACCGGGCCCCACGAAUUGUCGGCUAAAUUGUUUACCGCCUUCACGAAAUGGCGUCCGGCUCCAUCCUCCUCCCAAGCCUUCGAUGAACUCACCCCGGAGUUUCAGUGGCAGGCGUGUGAGCAAUUCGUCCACGCCCGCCAUCUGCACCAUUUUGCCAUGGUCGUACGCUUGAUAUCCCCGCUCAAAGUGGAAUCCGCACGUUUGGCGUCCUUGGUGCAAGUCGAGGUGGAUCGACGCAACUAUUCGCGAGCGGCCGCCAUCGCCACCACGUUGGGGGUUCAAACGGCCUUUGAAUUCUGUGAUAUUUGCGUGCCAUGCUUACUAGAGAAUGCCAUCGAACGGGUAGAGGACUAUGUGGAACCCCAUCCGGAACUGCAGAUCCAGUUGGUCCAGUUUUUGGACGGGAUAACCACAAAUAAUGCGGCGCAAUUGUCGGCCUUAUGGCGCUCCUACCCGUGGAUUCAGACCAAAAGCCCGCGACUCUCGGGCAAAUCCUUGGGCAAGCUCAUCGAGAGGCUGCUCAAGAAGUUCGAGCUCGAUCCGAAGAUGGCGCCACUGCACACGAAAACCCGCACAUUCCUGGCAUUCCGAUAUCAAGUCUUGACCAAGAAUGAGCCCACCACGCGAUUGGAGAAUUGGCGCGAUCUGGUGGGCGAGUUCGUGGGCAAAGACCUGGAAUUGGCAUACACCCUCGUGAACCUUUUGACCAACGGCCGCUCGAUCGAUCCGGACUUCAAGGAGGCCCAGUUUUGGGCCAAUAAGCUCGAUCUCGAUCGAAGACGACUGCCCUACGGGAUCGAUGACGAUUUCGAGGAUCCUCUCUCUGGAAACGGGGAUGACGCGGAUGAGAAUUGGGAUGAGGACCAGAAUGGGGGCAAGUUUUACGCCCUGAGGCUGCCACGAGAACGCAUCCUCAUGAUCGAUACCCAACCCGCCUUUCGAGACUUUCUCGCCGUUUUGGCCGAAGAGACUGUGUCCGGAUACGAUUCGGAGACGUUGCCCAUGACCAGUGAUGGUGUGGCCUUGAUGCAAGUGGCCUUCCCCGAUCAAGUGUUCCUGUUGGAUGCCAAUGCCCUGAGCGGGAAGCUUUCACACGAAGACUGGACGGGAUUUGUCCAAGGAUACUUCAACAACCCGAACUUGCUGAAGCUCGGUUUUGGCUUGGCCCCAGACCUCAAGAACAUGGAGAGGUUCCACCCGGCCUUUGCCAAUCUCCGUCAGACGGCCAAGCGCGUUUUGGACUUGGACCCUCUUCACCGUCAGCUGUUCUUGGCCUCGAAUCAGGUUUUGAUUGCCAGCUACACAUCCGACAAUCGAGGGCUAUCCGGAUUCGUGGAGUCCAUCUUUGGCUUGCCUUUGGAUAAGCGCGAUCAGAUCUCGCAUUGGGAUAAGAGGCCCUUGUCAGAAUCGCAAACCAUUUAUGCCGCCUUGGAUGCCUUCGUUCUGUUGGAUCUGUACAACCAGAUAUUGGCCUUGUCUGAGGUCAGAGGCCAAAAAGACCAUGUCUACAAGGUCAUUGAAACCACAAUCAAGUUUGGGAACAAAUUGGAAAAAAACGAGAAGAAAUUGAAUUCGGCCGAGGAAAAGGCCAUGAGGAAAGAAAUGGCCAACCUUCGAUUGUCCCAGCCUGUUCAGCCCUUGAACAAAGAGCCCAUUUCCGUUCGAGACAUCCGCAUCGCCUGUGACGGAAUGCUUCAGGGAUUGUGCAAGAAGCUUCGCCUUCAUGGCAUUGACACGAGAACCAUAGAGAAUUUUGAGAGCACGGAACGCUUGGGCGAGAUCGCUCAGGAAGAGAAGCGGAUGAUCCUGACUCGUGGCGUCAAAUCAUUCGUCAAGCUCAAAAAGUUCGUGCCUCCCGGGUUCAUUUUGAUCAUCCAAGACGAUUUGUUGGACCACCAGGUGGAAGAGGUGCUCCACUAUUUCAAUAUCCGGAUGAGUCCAGACGAUUUCUUCUCAUGAUGUGUUCUUUGCAAUGGGUCAGAUUAUCUCACAAUUCCGUCCAGCAUUUUGAAAGAAAUCAAAGAAAACAUAUCCAAAGUCCAAUCGUCGUUGGUGUUCAACGCGGUCCCCCCUGAGGAGUACGAAAGCACCGACAGCUACUACGAUGGCUUCAGAGAUGACUUCAACGAAGAUGAUGAUGAUGAUGCAAAUGACUUCGUGCCUCGCAUUGAAGCAGAGCAUGUCCAGUGGGUGAAGUUAGAAGACGGAAAAUUAAUCAAUGGACAGAAUGGACAAACUGCUUCAGGGGUACCAUUGAAGAUCGGUGACGUCAUGGAUGAGGUCAUCCAGGCUCAAGACACCUUUUAUGCCUGCUCUCAAUGUGGGAAACUCUUUUGGAAAGGUUCUCAUUGGGACAAAGUGUUGAAUAAACGAACGAGAUAAAUUCGCCAA
Molecule: messenger RNA, 3135 nt
Organism: Tigriopus californicus
Lineage: Eukaryota; Metazoa; Arthropoda; Copepoda; Harpacticoida; Harpacticidae
Gene: Nbr
Product: exonuclease mut-7 homolog
Exons: 9
Coding region: 250-2703 (817 amino acids)
Biological process (GO): nucleobase-containing compound metabolic process
Molecular function (GO): 3'-5' exonuclease activity; nucleic acid binding
Source: RefSeq, a predicted model, not a curated record